GUUGUUGGUGUUUGCGUUGCAUUCUAUGACAAUGAUUUAGAUGUUAUUGAAUUAACAGAUUCAAAUUUUAAUAGUAAAGUUAUUGGUAGUAAUGAUGUUUGGAUUGUUGAAUUCUAUGCUCCAUGGUGUGGUCAUUGUCAGAGUUUUGCACAAGAAUAUAAAAAGGCUGGAAAAAUUUUGAAAGGAUUCGUAAAAGUCGGCGCUGUUGAUGCAACUAAAUACAGUUCACUUAGUCAGCGAUUUAGCAUUCAAGGAUUUCCGACUGUGAAAAUCUUCGGGUCGAAUAAGCAAAAACCUAUUGAUUUCAAUGGAGCCAGAACAGCGCAGGCAUUAUCGGAUGCGUCGAUCAGUGAAAUUAGGAAAGUGAUUAAUUCUAGACUGGGAGUCAAGACCGAUAGCGGUUCUAGUGGUGGUGGUACUGGAGGUGGUGCAAAUAAAGUCAUCGAGUUAACUGACAGCAAUUUUGAUGAUUUGGUACUGAACAGUAAAGAUAUAUGGCUAGUUGAAUUCUUUGCACCAUGGUGUGGACAUUGUAAAAAUUUAGAACCACAUUGGCGACAAGCAGCCGCAGAAUUAGAUGGAAAAGUGAAACUUGGUGCCUUGGAUGCCACAGUGCACAAUGUUAUGGCUAGUCGAUAUGGCAUUAAAGGAUUCCCUACGAUUAAGUAUUUUGCACCAGGAUCCAGUGCAAGCGAUGCUGAAGACUAUAACGGUGGACGAAGUGCAUCAGAUAUUGUUCAAUGGGCGCUAGAAAAAGCGGCUGAAAACCGACCUGCUCCAGAAGUUCUUGAAGGGAUUGCUCAAACUGUUUUUGAUGAUGCUUGCAAGGAAAAACAGCUUUGUAUCAUUGCCGUAUUACCAGAUAUUUUGGAUUGUCAGAGUAAAUGUAGAAAUGAUUAUAUUCAAGUUUUGAAAGAUUUAUCAGAAAAGUUCAAGAAAAAUUUGUGGGGCUGGGUUUGGGUUGAAGCUACAAAACAACCUGAAUUAGAAGAAGCUUUUGGCAUGGGAGGCUUUGGCUACCCUGCAAUGGUCGCUGUUAACUACAGAAAAAUGAAAUUCUCCAUGCUAAAGGGUUCAUUUGGAAAAACGGGUAUUCAUGAAUUUCUUCGUGAUUUGUCAUAUGGCAAAGGACAAACAGCUCCGGUUAAAGGUGCGGAAUUUCCAAAGAUAAGGAAAAUACAACCUUGGGAUGGCAAAGAUGGUGAAAUGCCUGUUAUGGAAGAUAUCGAUUUGUCUGAUGUCGAUCUCGGCGAUCAUAAAACGGAGUUGUGA
Molecule: messenger RNA, 1272 nt
Organism: Dracunculus medinensis (Guinea worm)
Lineage: Eukaryota; Metazoa; Nematoda; Chromadorea; Rhabditida; Dracunculidae
Source: the annotation of a GenBank genome assembly